UUUUUAGCUGUGUUUUCCUUCUUCUCAUUUCCCGGGGAGUUAAAGUGAAACUGCUGCUGCUUCCUUGUUCGCAUCUUCUUAUUUUCUCCAGAUUAAUCAUCGCUGUUCGGGAUGUCGGCUGUAAAGAUGAGCGAGGGCAGUGUGGAGGUGGAGAGCUGCAAAGCUCCACUUUUCUACAGACAGAGCGAGCCGGCCGCGGGAGAAGCAAAGAUGUCGGUUCUUCUCCUUCAUGGUAUUCGUUUCUCAUCGGAGAACUGGCUCAACAUCGGCACUCUGGAGACGCUGGCCAAAGCCGGCUGCCGAGCGGUCGCCCUCGACCUGCCAGAACUCGGCCGGUCCAAGUUGGCCAAAGCGCCGGCGUCGGUGGGAGAACCGGCCCCCGCAGCGUUCCUGAAGGAAGUGUGUGAGCAGCUGAGUCUGUGCCCUGUCGUAGUGAUCAGCCCGUCACUCAGUGGGAUGUACUCCCUCCCUUUCCUCCUGGAGCAUCAGCCUCUAAUACGAGCCUACGUCCCCGUGGCGCCAAUCUGCACUGAAAAAUUCACAGCAGAACAGUACCGGAGCGUCAAGGUCCCGACGCUGAUCGUUUACGGCGACCAGGACACUCAGCUCGGAGAGGCGUCGCUCCGUAACCUGAGCAAUCUGACGAACCACAGGGUGGUGGUGAUGAAGGGGGCGGGACACCCGUGUUACCUUGACGACCUAGACACCUGGCACAAAGCGCUUACCAACUUCCUGGAGACUCUGUGAGGCUCUUCGCUCACUUUCAAACAAAGAAAUUCCCAACUAACACGCAAAGGACUGAAAGGAGCCAAACAAACAAAUAACUCACAAGAUAUAAAUGCACUACAAAACUACGCUUGCAAAUCAAAUCACUGGAAGGUUUUGAUGUUUAAUACAUUCAGAAAGUCAGCGGCUUCUGUGACCACUAAGAAAAAUGUCAGAAGUUUGAUAUCUCUACUUUUGCAGUUAACAGUCUGACCAAAUCAAUGCCCAUUAAUUAUUUAUAUGAACUGCUUGAGCUUUUUUCCCCCAUACUGCCCUCUUGUGGACUGCAUCAGUAACUGUAGGAAAGCUUUAACACCUGAACCUGUUUGUAACUAAACAAAUACCAGCAUGCACGUCUAUUAAAAACCAUGAGAAAUAAAAUUAACUCAUAUAAAGUUUGUAAUUAUUUAGCUUUAGUAUCUGAUAUAUUAACAGGUUGACUGAUUGAUGGUUGACUGGAAAACAGACCAAACCAGGAUGUAGGUUUGGUUCUGGUCAUUUGACCCCAGUUUCUGUUUCCAUCUUUAAAUUAUGUUUUAUUUACUUAUAUGGACUCCUGAUGCUGCGCUUUGCAUCACACCUGAAACCGAUGUAAAGAAUAUCUUACCAGAUCAAAAGACUGGAUUGUUGCUUUGUGAUCCAAACUCAUAUUUUAGAUUUAAGUAACUUUUGCAUUUAAUUUGGAAACAGAAGUACCAAAAGAAGCACAUCAUCCAGGUUUCUGGACAUCCUCUUAUUUUGGGAAGCCCUCUGCUGGUUUUGGUCCACUGUAAGGAAAAUACCUGGACAGUUCAGAGCCCAACAUUCUCGUCUGCUGACGAGCUUUAUGCAGAUUUUAAUUUCCUGCAGGAUUUGACACCUGCCCACACUACCAAGAGUACUGAUACUUAAAUGGCUGUAGUUUAUUUGACAGCAAACAUAUAAUUUAAAAGUUGCUUGAAUUCACCUGAAUAACAUGAUUAGGUCAUAAACAACGCUCUCUCUAAUUGUCUGAUGCGUCUGUAUCCAUAAAGCCAUUUACAGCUACUUAAUAUUUUUGUCCCAAAUUUUUUGCCUGCAGACAAAUAAACACACCACACAGCUAGAUGAAGUGAAAAAUAUGAACAUUAUUUAAUAACUGAUUCUCUGUAAUAAACAAUUUGAAAAUAUUUUACAAGGAGUCACAGACACAAUAUUUUACAAAUUUUGCCCUCUUCUUCUUUUUGUUUCAUUAUUUAUUUAUUUUUUUUCUUUUAAGCUUCAUCUGUACAAAAGAAUGGAGCGACAUGGACCAGUGCCCAAAAGAGGAGGAGCUAAAUCUUCCACGCGCACAAACAUUCACGCUCACACACACAUACAAUAAGUAAAACAAAAACAGAACAAAAAAAAAAAACAUUUCGACGUCAGAUCUCAAACUUAUCAACACUGCUGUUUUCCUAUAUAUAAUUUUUUUUACGUCACUUUAACUGAUUUAACUCUUUUUUUUUUCUCUAAAUGUUGCUGUUUUUUCACACUCUUUGUCAAACAUGGUCACAUAGCACCAGACUACAGACU
Poecilia latipinna (sailfin molly) is the source of this 2298-nucleotide messenger RNA. RefSeq names its product abhydrolase domain containing 14B (gene abhd14b). Gene Ontology annotation, biological process: positive regulation of transcription by RNA polymerase II. NCBI's taxonomy places the organism in Eukaryota, Metazoa, Chordata, Actinopteri, Cyprinodontiformes, Poeciliidae. Gene Ontology annotation, molecular function: hydrolase activity. The transcript has 4 exons. Bases 112 to 747 code for a protein of 211 amino acids. The record is from RefSeq and is a predicted model, not a curated record. Gene Ontology annotation, cellular component: cytoplasm.